Messenger RNA from Ficedula albicollis (Collared flycatcher), 2804 nucleotides. It is a transcript of the gene METTL4, whose product is annotated as methyltransferase like 4. Gene Ontology annotation, molecular function: RNA methyltransferase activity; site-specific DNA-methyltransferase (adenine-specific) activity; nucleic acid binding. The record is from RefSeq and is a predicted model, not a curated record. The coding region runs from base 197 to 1639 and encodes 480 amino acids. Gene Ontology annotation, cellular component: RNA N6-methyladenosine methyltransferase complex; cytosol; nucleus. NCBI's taxonomy places the organism in Eukaryota, Metazoa, Chordata, Aves, Passeriformes, Muscicapidae. The transcript has 9 exons.
GAGGGGAGGAGGGAAUGGAGGGGAGGAGGAUCCAGAGGGGAGGAGGAUCCCAAUCCCCGGAAGCGCUCGGGGAAGGGCCAUGAUCCUACACCGGCAUGGCAGCGCCCGCGGAGGAGGUUGCUCCAGGAAGUGAGGAUGGUUGUUGAAGGUUGUGGAUUCGGGGAGCUGAUUUUUCAUCCUGAAGAGGGGACUUAGGAUGUCCGUGGUCCAUCGUCUGACAGCGGGAUGGCUUGUGGAUCAUCUCUCUUUCAUCAACCAGUGUGGCUAUGAGAUCUGUGACUCCUUUGCACACCCUGGUGGUGUCACUGCCAAUACCUCUGUCACGUCUGCUGAAGACUCUCACAGUAUUUCUACUUUUGCUGCCGCCCCCUCAUCAAGCAAUGGUCCUCCUUAUGGUCCUGGAGAUGCCAUAGAAGCUGAAGGUAAAAGAGCAAAAACGAGAUACGUGUUUCGGGAGGAGUUCUUUGAUAUUUCUAAGCCCCAUAUAGCUGCAGCUCCUGAGGAGCAGCUGUGUCAGGGAUGCCCUGAGGUGACUCUGACAGAAAUAAAGGCCAGCAGCAACAGCAAGGAAUACCAAGGAGGAGGAAAGAGUGACACUGGAAAUUCUCUUGCCACUGCUAGGAAGAAACGCAAAAGGAAAUGUGUAUUCAACCAAGGUGAGCUGGAUGCUUUGGAAUACCAUUCAAAGGUUAGAAAGCUCAUUUGGGAAGGCACUUUGCAUUUAGUCCAAGAGGGACUCAAAACUGGUUUUCUUCACCAUACUACUGCAAAACCCAGUUGCAGGAAGAAUAAUGUUCCUCACCCCAUUGCCUGUGGGUUGGCUGAAUUGUGUGAAAUGGCAAAGCAGUUUCCAGCUGUGAAUGGAAGUGACCAUCAAGCUGUACGUGUGCUAGAGGAAACCUCCAGUGCAGAGCACGACCUGCUUUCGUGUGUUAUGGAGAACAACUCAAACUGUGCGAAGACAAUUGUGUUAAUGGGGCAGAAAUACUUGGUACCACCAAAAAGCAGUUUCCUCUUAUCUGAUAUUUCAUAUUUACAGCCCCUGGUGAACUACAAGAAAAAAUAUGGUGUAAUUGUGAUUGAUCCACCAUGGGAGAACAAGUCUGUUAAAAGGAGUAACAGGUACAGCCACUUGCCUUCGUGGCAAAUCAAGCAGAUUCCUUUACCUGCACUAGCUGCUCCAGAUUGUCUUGUAGUCAUGUGGGUGACUAAUAGACAGAAGCACUUACGUUUUGUUAAGGAUGAACUUUAUCCUCACUGGUCGGUGAAAACACUUGCUGAGUGGCACUGGGUAAAAAUUACUUCAGCUGGAGAAUUUGUAUUGCCUUUGGAUUCUUUGCACAAAAAACCCUAUGAAGUUCUUGUAUUGGGGAGAGUUCAAGGAGAUGUAAAGGAAGCCUUAAGGAAAUCUGAAGGUGUUCUUCCAAUUCCAGAGCAUAAGUUAAUUGUCAGCAUACCCUGCAGUCUGCAUUCACAUAAACCUCCUCUUGCUGCAGUUCUGGCAGAGUUUAUCAAGCCAGAUGUGGAAUGCUUGGAGUUGUUUGCUCGCAACCUGCAGCCUGGCUGGACCAGCUGGGGAAAUGAGGUCUUGAAGUUUCAGCACAUUGAUUAUUUCACUCUUCUGCAGAAUGAGAACUGAGCUGGGUCUUAGCUAUCUGUACCUUCUGAAAUUCCACAUCUUCCCAGGGGGCUCUUGAACUUAACUUAAUUACUGAUGUUGCACCUAAAGGUAACAGAAAUAAAACCAAUUGCAUUUUAGUUGGAAUUCUUUAAGUGAUGGGAUAUCUGUUCAAUGCUUUCUCCCCUCUGUGCGAGGUGGUCCCAUAUUUCGAUGAUCUGAAUGUAUUUAAAUACUGAUGUUGUUACCAAAAAUCAGUAAAGAUAAAACUCCUUAACAGCAGUGUAGCAUUAAGAAGCAGGCAUUCUUUAUUUGGCUAGAUGCAUGAGGGAGUAUCUCCUGUGAAAUAUUGUGUAUGCUGAUUAUAGAGAAAGCUCCUGUUUAUGUACUGUAUUUUACAUAUAUAUUCAUUGGCCUUUCUGCAUAACAUACAGAUGAUAAUAAUUUCCCCAAAAUCAUUAACAUGUGUGCCCUCCCCUUUGCACAUGUUCUUCUGUCUCAGAGGUUUCUUUGGUUGUUCCUGGUGGUCAGCCACCCCAAAAUCAUAUUUGACCAUCCAGUGAAUUGGCAAAAAGUUGGCAUAACUGGGCUGGUUACUCUGCAGUUUUCCUUCUUGGUCAAUGUUUGACAUGACCUUAGAGAAUAAGGAUUUUGCGUUUCUAUAGGUUUGUGAUUUUUGAAGAAUAAUCAUAUUAACCCACUGGGUGCAAACAAUUCUUCAUCUGCCAGCAAUGUUAGAGUGUAAGUUCAUCCCUGUUCUUUUUCAAACCUCAAGAAAAUAAAGAUAUUUUAAAGUAUUUUCACUGCAGCUGUCAAAUAUGAGCUGAUAGAACAUUUCUACUGCUGUACUGUAGCUCUUGUGUUAUUUUUAAAGAAUUAUAAUAUAUUGUUUUUAAAGAGUCAAUGUGAAGUAAACAGUUCUGAAUCACGCAUGUUAAAGAGUUUUUUGCAAAACAAUGGAUUUUGAACAAAAUAGUUAUGAAGGCAAUGUAUCUUCCUACAUGUUUGUAUGUGUUUGCCUCAGAGAAAAUAAAAGUAGCAGUGCUUAUGUUUAUUGGCACAUGAAUUCAUGGCUGACCAUAUUCUGUGUAAAAUUGUACUUUUAAAACAAUUGGCAAUUCUCUCUGUGUAUAUGGUGUAAUUUUUUUAAAACAUUGUAAAUGAUAAAUCUCAACAUCUUAAAAAU